Messenger RNA from Penicillium canariense, 720 nucleotides. RefSeq names its product negative cofactor 2 transcription regulator complex subunit BUR6 (gene nctA). Bases 1 to 720 code for a protein of 239 amino acids. The transcript has 2 exons. Gene Ontology annotation, molecular function: transcription coactivator activity; RNA polymerase II general transcription initiation factor activity; protein heterodimerization activity. NCBI's taxonomy places the organism in Eukaryota, Fungi, Ascomycota, Eurotiomycetes, Eurotiales, Aspergillaceae. The record is from RefSeq and is a predicted model, not a curated record. Gene Ontology annotation, biological process: negative regulation of transcription by RNA polymerase II; positive regulation of transcription by RNA polymerase II; transcription by RNA polymerase II. Gene Ontology annotation, cellular component: nucleus; negative cofactor 2 complex.
AUGACCGAAGAGAACUAUCGUCCACGAUCCCCCGACUUUUCCUCUCUCCCGCCCUCCAACCCCAACCCCAACCCCACUCAACCGUACGCGCCGCCGAGUCCACUCGCUCACCGCGCCUCCUACGACGCAUCGCCCUUCUUCUCAUCUGGCCAGCGCCCUAGUUCGAGUCGCGUUUCCCAACAGUACGUGCCUCCUUUCCAACUCGGCUUCGACGAGAUGACCCGUCGCUCAUCGCGUUUGCAGCCGGAGGACGCGCCUGUCCCCGAGGCCCCCACGACUAUGCCCGCCGUCGCACCUUCAAUGCCAGACGAGCUUCCACAGACGCGCCCCGGCGCUGGAGUCGAGGUGAAGACCAAGUUCCCCGUCGCGCGCAUCAAGCGCAUCAUGCAGGCCGAUGAGGAUGUCGGCAAGGUCGCGCAAGUCACGCCCAUUGCUGUCUCUAAAGCUCUGGAGCUCUUCAUGAUCUCCCUCGUCACCAAAGCCGCCCAGGAAGCCAAGGACCGCAACUCCAAGCGCGUCACAGCCACUCACCUCAAACACGCGGUCGCCAAGGACGAAGUGCUCGACUUUCUGGCUGACAUCAUCGCCAAGGUACCAGAUGCCCCUGCCCCCGGAAAACGGAAGAUGACGGCAGCGAUCACAACGAAGGCCGUCGCAAGCGCGGUGCGCGGCGACCCAAGGAGGAGAGCGACUAAAGAGCGCGGUAUUGGACACGAUUGA